CUUCAGUUGUAGCGCAGCUCUCGCAGCGUGCAGUCGCGUCCUCUUCGUGCCUCCACCUCUCCUCGAGGCGUGCUAUUCAAAAAACGCGCGACAUUCUCGUCCUUCCGCAAUAUUAAAAAUUAUUUACUAGACUAUUUGGAUCGAACAAUAUUCGUACGAGGUGCACAUUAAAAAUCGAGGAUCGUUUUAAUAGUGAUUGCAACAACGAGGAAUGUGUUGUUGAUUACUGGACAGUUCGUUUUGUUUCUUAUUGGGACAGUUUUAUGGUCUAGUGUCGGACAGUGCAAUCGGAUGCAGUCAAUGCCACUUGUUCGCCGAGUGUAAACAUGAUUCCCGCGCAUUGACGUACGCAACGGACCGCGCGAGUGCGGCCUGCACUCAGCUGUGAAUUGGUAAAAGUGACCCUGAAGAGGCAUGUUGAAGCACGUGUCGGUCUCGCCAUGGAGAGGGCGAGCGGACAGCGUGAGUCUCGCUUCGAGCGGGGGUGCGAGUAGCUGCGGAAGCGGAAGUCCGACCCCUGGACACACACCACCGCCCUCGAGAGCAUCCUCGUGUGCUUCGCUGGCACCCUUAACUGCCCUUUCAAGCUUCUCUCCUGCCGACGCCGCCCCUCAACAGACAACCAUAAAGGUGUACGCAAACUGCCUGCGGCCAGACAUCGAAUACAAGACUCUGAGCAUCACCUACGAAACGACCUGUCGCGAGGUGGUUCAAAACCUAUUGAACAAGUAUCGUAUGAAGCAUCGUGACCCCAGGUUGUUUUACUUAACCAUGGAGGUGACCGUGCGAAGACCGAACGUGAGGACCGUCCUGCCGCUCGACGAGGACGCGAGACCUGCUGUUUUGCAAUCGUGUCAUCCUCGCGGUGAUUCCAGAUUCUCGUUGCAGACACGUCGUGGCGGACUUGUCAAAAUAUACGACAGCGCACUCAUGUCCGGGUCGAAAUACAAAAGUCUGUUGGUAUCGGAGCAGACCACAGUGGACGAGCUGAUUCAAAUGCUACUGAGCUGCUACAGCUCGAAAGAACGAGUAGAGCAGUUUUCUCUGUACGAGGUCUGCGAAGGCGAGGAGUACCAAAGAAAAUUGCAUCCUGACGAUUCACCCCUUAAAGUCACGCAACGAUGGACAAGCGCUGAUCGCCAUCUUCGUAUAAGGCGCAAUCCUGACUACAAUCCUCACAGGAGAAAAAGUAUGUGGGCGUCGGACUCGAGCAUCAGCAUGGCGAUGUCAAGACUGAACCUGCACGCCAACCAUCAGACCCACUACAACCAGUCCAACGACAACAACAACCAUCUCCCCCUGUACCAGGACUCUACCUCCAUCAACAACAACAAUAUUCACAAACUGGAUCAACAUCACCUGUCGCUGAAUUGCUUGAAUCAACCACCGAGAAUCGUGGUGCCACAUACGACGCAACUGCCACAGUUACAAGUUCCACGGGUACAACAACUGCCGCAGAGUGUACCCUCGACUCCAAUCUCCUCGAAACAUAUCACUGCAACCUCGUAUGCAGACUAUGAGAAUUACUUGUUCAUAUGAAGUUCGAUGUCUGAUGAGUCGGAAAAAGUUCUGUUUAUGAGGGAUGCUAGUGUAAUGUACUUUUAGAUGUCAUGUAGACUUCUUCAGGAACAUGUGAAAGGAACAUGUGUUCUGUCAUUUGCUUUUGGUUUGAGGAAUAUCUAAGGCAACUGUUACAUUAUAUGGUAAUUGUGUAUGAGCUAAUGGUGGAAAUAAUGGAAUGCAGGUCUAAUAAAAUGUGAAUUAAGAAUACAGACAGUUGAAUGUAGAAAAAUUGUAGUAGCUUAAAGUGAAAGUAGUUUAAGCUUUGGUAUAGGAAAACCUAUGUCUAAGAAGAUUCUCUGAAUCUGGAGAUUUCAAAUAUAAACCUAGAGAGACCUGGACCUAAUGAAAUCCAGAGCUGACGAGAUCUAGACCUAAGAAAAUCUGGAUCUACAGAAACUCAGUCCUAGAGAAGCCCAGAAUUGGGGAAAGGUGGACCUAGGAAAAUGUAGAUCUACCUAACUCUAGGUCUAGCGUUAAAAGUAUCACUCUAGCACCAUAACCUAUAAAAACCCCAAUCUAUAAAAUCCCAAACCUACAAAAAUCUGGAUCUACAAAAAAUCUCUACCCAAAUCAAAAACGUAGAAGAACCUAAAUCCAGAGAAACCAGAAGAGAAGCCUAGGGAAAGCCUAAAUCCCUCCACCUAAAAAGCAAAUGGCGGAAAACUACUUCCUGAUUGUAGUUUCUUUCCGACAGAACUUUUUCGCCCACUAAUUUUCAUCGUAGGCAGCAAUUUGGAAAGGAUUUUCAUAUCGUGUUUUGACGGAGCAAACUCUGAUCGAUCAGUUGUUUGAUGGAUCGUUUCAGAUGUUGGAACUCAUUCGAAGUGGUUUGAUCGAUUGCUCUGUUUCAACGUGUGGUACACAGUAUUUGAACAGUGAAAGUUUCGCUAAAGACAGUUUGAUGGAGUGCAUGGUUUUGGAAGUAUGUGGAGUUUCUGGCUGAUGCGAAAAAAUGAAUGAAAAGGGCACUUUUUUAUGUCGAUAAGGCAGAACAAAGAGAAUUUAUGAUUAUAGUCAGUAGUGAAAACAAUUGUACCAAAGGUAGACGUACGAAAAUGCUAGUUAUAGUGUAUUCUAUCGUAUAUGUGUAAAUGUCGUUUGUUUUAUUCCGAAGCCUCAUUCACACCUAUGUAUGAAUUAACGUGAAACGGACAGAUUAUUAAUAAGAAACAGUUUGUUUUUAAACAAUAUAGGUGUGGAUCAGGUAUGAUUAAGUCACAGUUCGUUCGAUGAUUAUUUAAUCCUUCGAGACUUAUUUGAACAUUAUUUAUCAAUCUUAUGCAACGAAAAUUUGUAUACAUUUAUAAUAGAGUAAACGUUCAGAAUAAUCUCGCAGGCUUAAAAUCGUGUAUUUAUACUUAGAAUUGCAUUUACCAUCGUUAAAUAUAGACUCUAUUAUUUAUUUAUAACAACUGUAAAGCGUCUAAGCGAGUCUGGAGUCUUAACUUAUUAUUCGAAUCCUCGACUGUAUAUUCGUGCAAUCCGAUCAAACGGGAUUCGAUGUUGUAAAUAGAGUGACUCGAAUAAUUUUAUCAAUUCUCCAUCAUGGACAAUUGUAACUCUGUAUUUCUAUGCAUGUCGUUCCUUUCGAUAGCACAAGGUUAACGAGUUUACCUGCUUUAACAGAAAUGGCAUUUAAAGACAACACGUACUAUCAACGUUAUAGCUUUUUUUCGUAGUUUGUAAAUAGAGACGACUAUUUGCAUCCACGUUUUAUUAACGGUGAACGUUGCAUCCAUUGCCAAAGAGUCGCUAUACAAAAUCGCGUGUUACAAAAACCAGACUAUUUUUCUAUUUUCGUUUAUGCGUACGUUAUUGGAGUGAAAACUUAAUCCACGAGAUGGUUGAUCGAAAUCACAGCGCGCGACUUACCAACAACUGUAACAGUACAAUGAACCUUGUAUUAUUCCGAACGAUACAGCCACCGUAGAGUGUACAUAAUCUCUGUUGUAACGUCGUUUUUGUAAUUCACUGAAGAAAAAAGUAUCGUUUCACGUGUCGUAA
This is a messenger RNA of Megachile rotundata (alfalfa leafcutting bee), 3567 nucleotides long. It is a transcript of the gene rau, whose product is annotated as RA domain-containing protein rau. NCBI's taxonomy places the organism in Eukaryota, Metazoa, Arthropoda, Insecta, Hymenoptera, Megachilidae. Gene Ontology annotation, biological process: positive regulation of fibroblast growth factor receptor signaling pathway; signal transduction; positive regulation of epidermal growth factor receptor signaling pathway. The record is from RefSeq and is a predicted model, not a curated record.